AAACUUUUAGGGGUUUUGGGGCCCUUCAUCUGCUUGACUGGAUUUGUGCAUCCUUACUUAGCUUCUGCUGCUUGGUUUAGAGUUGGAUUGCAACGAGGAAAAUAUAUGUUUUGUGCAUGGCAGCUAGCCAGUGCUGAACUGAGAAGAGGUAUUUUGAUUAUCCGCAAGAACUUUUGGGUUGGAUGUUCCUGGACAUAUGGUUUACCUCCAAAAGGCGAUCUGAAUAACAGGUGGCAGGGGUCAGCAGGACUCUCAGUCAGAACAGCAUUGGAUGUUUGUUGCAGAUUCAUGGGCCUGAAAGACCAUCUGGAUGAUGGAACAGGCCACAUCCUCGAACUGGGGUUAGACUACCUUCAUGUGAAGGCUACAGAUCAGCAGACUGGCGCUGACGCCGGACUUAUCAUGGACAGUGGUUCAUCUGACACAGGUGAUGUUGUGGCCCCCUGCACUAGGAGCUGCGGUUCUUCUCCACAAGAUGACUCAGAGGAAAGUGCAGGGUCAGACAGUGAGCCUGCACAUAGCCACAGUCAAUCGCUUGGUGAUGGGUCCAUCCAUGCAGUCCAACCACCAAACUGUUGGUCUCCAAGUCUGGAUGUGGAUUCCUUGGUUCUGGAUAUGGUACACCAAGAGCCAGGCCCUGUGGAUACGCUCAGGGAAUACCAGACCAAGAUGGAGUUUGCCCUUAAACUCGGCUAUGCAGAAGACUUAGUUCGGCUGGUUCUGAACAAGCUUGGGUCAGACGCACUGAUCAAUGAUGUUCUUGGGGAGCUGGUAAAACUGGGCAGUAAGCUAGAGAAUGAGGGUGGGACACAGACUCUCUCCCAAUCCACUUCCAUAUCAUCAUCAUCAUCCUCUGGCACAUCUUCUUUCUGCAGUUUCUCUGACUCACUUGACUCUCGACGGUCAGAGUCACCUUCUGUGGAAGAUAAGGAUAACCUCCGCCCAAUUGUUGUUGAUGGCAGCAAUGUGGCCAUGAGCCAUGGCAAUAAGGAGAUGUUUUCCUGUCAAGGCAUUCAGCUCGCGGUCGACUGGUUUCUUGAACGUGGCCAUCGAGACAUUACAGUUUUUGUCCCAGCCUGGAGGAAAGAACAGUCCCGUCCUGAUGCUCUUAUCACAGAUCAGGAGAUUUUGAGACGUCUGGAAAAGGAUAAGAUUCUUGUAUUUACACCCUCACGACGUGUCCAGGGCCGCAGAGUAGUCUGCUAUGAUGAUAGGUUUAUUGUUAAGCUAGCUUAUGAAUCAGAUGGCAUUAUUGUCUCCAAUGACAACUACAGAGACUUGGCUGUUGAGAAACCGGAAUGGAAAAAAUUUAUUGAUGAACGCCUGCUGAUGUACUCCUUUGUAAAUGAUAAGUUUAUGCCUCCUGAUGAUCCGUUGGGUCGACAUGGGCCAAGUCUGGAGAAUUUUCUUGGAAAAAGACCCAUAAUUCCAGAGCAUAAGAAACAGCCAUGUCCAUAUGGAAAGAAAUGCACCUACGGGCACAAGUGUAAGUUUUACCAUCCAGAGCGUGGUACCCAGCCUCAGCGAGCGGUAGCAGAUGAGCUCCGUGCCAAGAACUCCACAGUGAAAAGUGUGGGAGAAACAGUUCUCGUGAAAAGCCACAGUGAGCCUGGAGGCUCCCGUAAUGAUAAAGCUGGAGACGGUAAACGACCUCUACCAAAGAGGCAAUUGGACCCCAGUAUCCGUGCCCUUUCUUACAGUGAUGUGGAGGAAAAGCUGUGUUCCAAAACUAAAGCAGACCUGUAUAAGAGCAACCUAGCUCUUCCUCCAGCUCCAGGAGGUCCUCCUUCCUGUCACGGGUAUAGCCAGGACCUGAAAGAUCUGAAGCAGACUCAAGCAGAACCACAUACAAACUGUGAAUCUCCCGAUCUUUAUUACUCCAUGGUUAGGGCAUAUUCUGGCCUAAGCCUGCCCUCUCAGAGCAGUCCAGAGCGUCACUUCCUCUCUGAUGCUGAUCCACGGACUAGCUCAGUGGCAUCAGAUUGCAGCAGCGAUGGCAGCAUGAGCUCCGAUUCUUAUGGCAUGGCAACCCACAAUGAACAUUCUUGCAUGAGUUCUCCUGAUUUAUUACUGGAUGAAGGAAUCAAAUGCCAUCACCACCAUCACCAUCGUAGAAAUUAUCAGUUACCCUCUAUGAUUUCUCCAGGUUUCAUUCUCUCUCCUGCUACAUCUAACAACCCAGGAUUUCAUCACAGCAUACCUCGUGUUCAUAGCUUUCCUCCAGAAGACCAGCAAGAUCCCCAUUUUCAGCACUCUGUUUCUUACAUGUCUCCACAACGCCAGCAUCAAGUGGUAGGCUCCCGCUCAAGCUAUCCUGGAGACUAUCCUCCUCCCUGUAAGAGCAACACUCACUCCCAGAACUCUCCAUUGGGUCGCGGCCUUGCCUCAACACGUGUGGACAGCGUGUCAGACUCCAGGCUUUACGAACACUCUCCUUUGCUGCCUAGAAAACCCUAUGUAUCCCAAGAGAGGAAGACCAGCUGGGAUCCAUAUUACAGACAGCACCCACAACAACGCUAUGAGCCCUUCAGUUUCCAAGAUCUUUCAAAGAACCGUGAACAGAUGUGGUGGAUGCCCUGGGGCUGUUCUUCUGCUCCUCCUCCUCCCCAUCUGCCCCAUGCUUUAUCACACCAGCACCAGGAGCCACUUGCCUUGAGUCGUUACCAGGAAGUACGAGAGAAAGUGUUUACCAAUCUGUGCAACAUUUUUCCCACAGAGCUAGUGCAGUUGGUCAUGGGACGGUACCCCCAUGUGACUGACGCCCAACAGCUUGCAGCAGCCAUCUUGGCAGAAAAGAACCAUGCUGGAUACUAAGGUCUGAGGUAAAACGAAAAUAAUCAUUUACUCACCCUCACAUUGUCACAAAUGUGUGAGUUUCUGUCUUCAGAUGAACACAAACACAAAAAAUAUAUGGGACCCCCAAAGAUAAUGCUUCAAAAGCUACACACAAAACACAAUGGUAAUCCACACUACUCCAGUUUUCUGAGGUAAACUAUAAGUGCGUGUGAGAAAGCACUAUUAGGUUAACUUUUUUAAAAUAUAAACCGUUUGACCAUCUGUCAAAUGUGUACCUGAUAUAAACGUCAGCAUGUUAUGAAAUGUGAUAUAAGUGCAUUGUGAAGUGUGUGAAGCACAGAAGCUUGUCUUUAAGAACAUAAACCUUACAUCUUGUGUUCAUCUUAAGAAAGUUAUAUACAUUGUGGGAUGGCAAGGUGAGACUUUUUGAAUCGGAGUAUCCCUUUAACAGUGCCAGGCUCUCUGUUAACACCACGCUCUCUGGCAUCUUCCUGCACCCUCAUAAAACCGAGGUGUCUGAUAAGUUUAUUUAUGUAAAAGUUGCAUUAAAAGCAUCAGAUUUAAAUUCUCAGCUUUGAGAAAGUAAUGACCUCGUGAACACGGACACUGUAAUAUUAAACAUCUUCUUCUUGUUGGUUGACCUAAGAGGAGAAUAUAGCUAUAAAAGACGUUUUAAAGACUAGAAGUGUGAAUGUUGUGACGCGUGUGAUAUUUAUUUUUUUCCUAUUUAUUUUCUGAAAUGUUUUACUUUAUGUUAAUGAUUAUGUUCAGGUGAGCAUGUAAUGAAUCACAAGGCACUUUCUAUUGCUUUUUAUCAAAUUCAGUGCAGUUUGAUAACUUAUGGCAAUCAGUAAGAGGAGAUACAAGGCCAGAGUAUUUGUAGGUGUAGAUAGUCUACAAUAGAAUCUAAUAGAACAGCUUGGCUAUUAUAUCUGAGAAGCUGCUUUGAAACAAAGCGCUAUACAAAUAUAUCUGACUAGAGAAAACCGGAGUUUAAAGCAGUGUAUUCUGUGUCUGUUCCAACAGAUCAAGCCUCGCUGAUAUGAAACGAGUGUAAAGGGCAGGACCCUCUUCACUUUGCUAGAAUAUGACGAACUUGAAAAAAAAAUAUUUGAGGAAUAUUUUUUAUAUACUGCAAGUUUGUUCAUUUCAGAAAGAUAAUCACUUUCAAAUUCAGAGGUGCUGUCAUGAGAAUAGCUUUAUAUUUUUAUAUAGCCAUAAUCCUGCAGGUCUUUGGCUCUUCCUCCUCUUUGUGAUGUAAUGCCAACUCUCACUUGAAUUAUUUGUGUGCUUUUUUUUGUUUGCUUUAUUAUUUUUUAUUUUUUCCCUUGUUUCCUCUUAAUCACAUUAUCCAUUAUCUAGUUACAUUUAAAUUUGUUUCUUUAUAUGCAAAAGUGGAGUAACGUGCCUAUCACUGACUGCUUAUAUUGGCAUUUUAAUUAUGAUUUUGUGAUGUUUCAUUCAUUGCCCUAUAGGGUCCCACUUUAUAUAAGUGUCUUUAACACCUGUGUACUUACAUAGCAACUAGAUGUGUAAGUCGUGUGCAAGCGUACAUUGGUACGUAUCAGUAUCUACAGCUCCAGUGUUUGUGUAACUACACAUCUAACAACCCAUUGAAUGGUACAGGACAUUGAUAACGGCACCUUUCUGUUAAUGAAAGUACAAAUGUGUGACAGCACCUCUUGGUAAAGAAAGGGUUACAGUUCCUACAGAUUUACCAUUGAAAUCCAGAAUGUCCAGAAUGGUACAUUUUAGGUUAAGCGGACAGUUCCUGAUAUUACUCCACCAACUCAACAUCCAACUAAACCUAACCUACCCAUCCCCCCCCCCUGGAUCAAAUCGUCCUAAUUACUCUACAUUUUGUUGCAACAGUAUGUACAGUACUAGUUAUGUAAUUCCUGUUUCACGUUAGUAAAGUAAAAAAAAAAGUGUUGUCACCAAAAGUCCUGUUACACAUUAGGGACACAAUAUGAAGUGGGACCAGAUAUAGAGAUGUGUCAGAGUGUGCUUGCUUGUUAUUUGGGAAUGGGCUUAGGUGUUCUGUAGUUCUGUCAGUGUUAUAAUAGGAUUAAUGGUCUGAAUGUAGCAAAGGGUGUAGUGUAGUGAAGACAGUUUUGUCUGUGUACCUUAGUUUUAGUAAGGGACAUCUCUGGCUUAUGCGUGCACGGUACUGUAUCCUGCUCUUGUUGAACGCAACUAAGGUUUGCGACCCGAUUAGGUGCAGAUUUCGUUUUUUUCAGGCAUUAAUUAUUCCAGAAUUGUUUUCAUAACAUGUGAUAUAGCUGUCCUUGUUGAUACAAAUUGUAUCUUUUUAACUUAAAUCCAGAGAUGUUUAUAUACAUAUGAUCUAUGAAAAGUAUAUUCACUCACAAAGUUAUGUACAAUAGGUAGUACAUGUAUAAAUUAAGAAAUAUUUUGGACAACAUUUUGAUGAAGAUAACUGUUUCAUGUUUUUGAGGGAGAGAAAGAGCAUCAAAUGCUUCUAAAAUGAAGAAGGGCCAGUAAUUAACGAGCUAAUUUAUUUUAUUUUAAAGCAAAUGUAUUUACAAACUUAUUUCUUAAUUUAAAAAAGUAACUGGAGUAAAUGGGGGACUGGAUCUGAGCAAGUUAUUGUGAACUUGAACCCUUCAGUUACUGGUUACUAUAGAAAUAAUGGUUAAACUAUUUAGUUCUUGAAAUAUGGGAUUUUUUAGGGUCAUGAAUGUGCGUGCAAAGUUUCACCAUUUUGCAUAAAAAAAACCCCUGACUUGCAAACUGACCCCCACUGGUUUCCAUGCAAAAUUUGACCAGAAAUCUGACUAAAAGACACAAGAUUCAAAUGUUUUUUUAGUUAAGGGUUCACUUCCUGAUUAAUCUAAAGAAAAUUCGCUGUUCCUUCAUAGAUUCACAGUCAAAGGAUGUUUCUCAAUUAACAAAAAUAAUAACACAGAAGUUACUUACUUCUUGAACACACGGGUUCUGAUCAUUUAAAUACUAAUCAUGGACUUGUUCUGUUAAACAUUUUUACAUCUGAAAGUUCAAAUAGAUAUAUAUGAAGGCAGAUGUCAUUUUUGUUGCAUUUAAGAGAGUUUAGUUUAAGGGCAAUGAAUGAGCUGUUAAGCUGUGGUAAAAACACUGCUUGACAACUUUUAUUUUGAAACAAGAAGAGCCUUCCCUUUGGCCUUGUGGCACUGUGUGCCGUUCUUGGCGGUGGUGUGGGCAUAGAGUAUUUGCCUCUACAUGGCAUUGUGCUUAAGACACAUCUGAAUAAUCUGAACCAUGUUCAGUCAACUGUUUUCAAUGAGAUAUUUUUGUUUACUAGCAAUGUACUUGCAAGGUAUCACAAAUGCUUGAGUACGUGUUAUGUUACCUUUAGUAUUGACUGAUGUUUAAAUGUGGAUAAUGUUUUAUAACGGCAUGUAGUUCCACAGACUGAUUGUAUUUUUGGUCUUUACCAUUGAAAAACGUGUUUGGAAGGGGUGCUUUAUGAAGCGGUUUAUGACGAGAUGUUUGAUGUGCAUUCAUCACGUACUUGUUUUCUGCAAUAUUGUAACGCUACUGCCUUUACAUCAACAAUUAAUCAGCCUUCAAACGCCUAAUAAUGCAAAGGUCAUUGUAGAAAUCAUUGCGGUCUGCGAGCUUGUGAUGCACACAAAAUAAUGGAAAGAGUUUCCUGCUGACUGAGAUGCUUCGAUGUUGAGUAUUAAGGUCUCCGUAAUAUUUGAUGUGUCAGUGGGCUUUAUGCUUAAGGACCAAAGGAAGCGGUGAGUUUGGUAACAUUUUUAAUGGCCACUGCCAAUGAUGCUUUAGUUGUUCGAAGCAUCGUAUUACAAAGAGUAAUAUGUGGUGGUAAAUAUGUAACUUGUUCAAAAUGUUAUUGAUUUUGUAUUUGCUGUCAUCUCCAAAUAUGUA
Molecule: messenger RNA, 6687 nt
Organism: Puntigrus tetrazona (Sumatra barb)
Lineage: Eukaryota; Metazoa; Chordata; Actinopteri; Cypriniformes; Cyprinidae
Product: probable ribonuclease ZC3H12C
Exons: 6
Coding region: 106-2814 (902 amino acids)
Cellular component (GO): cytoplasmic ribonucleoprotein granule; nucleus
Molecular function (GO): metal ion binding; mRNA binding; RNA endonuclease activity
Source: RefSeq, a predicted model, not a curated record